This is a messenger RNA of Bursaphelenchus xylophilus (pine wood nematode), 2629 nucleotides long. The record is from the annotation of a GenBank genome assembly. Lineage: Eukaryota; Metazoa; Nematoda; Chromadorea; Rhabditida; Aphelenchoididae.
AUGUUGAGAGGUACCCUGGUACUGCUCUGUGCUCUUCUUGCACUCGCCGAGGUAAGCGCGCAUUACCGUCGUCAUCAUCAUCAUCAUGAAGAGAAUACUGAGGAAAAUGGAAUGAAAUACAGGUAUGGUGAUAAGGCAUGACAGACAGUGCUUCUUGAAUGUCUGAAAAUAUCGUGUUGCACUUGAUUAGAGACUAAAAUUUUUCGAAAAAUUUUGGUAAAUUUAGAGAUCAGCCAAAAUUAAGAGGUGUCUGAAAGCAUCUAUUCCCCUAGAUGACUGAAGAACCUUUGAUUUUACAUUUUAAAAACGGCGGCAAAGCAUCUAGGGUCCUUAAUCGCAUAUAUACCAUAAAAAAUUUGCUGCUAUCAGACUGUAAGCUAAUCAAGUCUAUAUUUUAAUACCCAUAAGUUUACUGUCAGUCUGUCAGGAAAAUAAUGAGCAUUUUGUCCGAUUGAAAAUCGCAUAGCCGCUGAGAAAAUUUGUGUCGCGUUAAAAUCAACUUUUUCACUUCAGCGGCGCGAUUGGCGCAGCAAUACUAUUAUGCUUAUUAUUUUUCCGACAAACUGAUAACAAGCUUGUAUUCAUCAAAAUCUAAACUUUAACUCUACAUAAAUUUUUUCAGAAUUCCCCUCAUCAAACAACAGACCCUCCGCGAGCAGUUGAUCGCCCAUGGAAACCAUGAUAUUUACAUGAAACAUCGCGCCGAGGCCAUCAAAAACCGUCUGGAUGACUUGGAAGACUACGGAGAUGCGCGAUUGGUCAAAGACAAGGAAAUUGACGAGCUUCUGAAGAACUACAUGGAUGCGCAAUACUACGGAGUCAUUUCGAUCGGCUCUCCGCCACAAAACUUUACCGUAAUCUUUGACACAGGCUCUUCGAACUUGUGGAUUCCAUCAAGGAAAUGCCCCAUUUAUGAUGUCGCUUGCAGUAAGCUUUAAAAUUUAUGAUGACUGUAAAAAAUUUGGGUCUCACCACGAAAUCUACAGUAAUACAAAUUUAUCUUUAGUGCUCCACCAUCGCUACGACUCCGGUGCAUCCAGCUCCUUCGAAGAGGACGGCCGAAAAAUGCAGAUCCAAUACGGAACCGGCUCCAUGAAAGGAUUCAUCAGCAAGGACACCGUUUGCGUUGCCGGCGUCUGCGCCGAGAAACAAGCGUUCGCCGAAGCGACCAGUGAGCCGGGACUGACGUUUAUUGCCGCCAAAUUUGAUGGAAUCUUGGGAAUGGCUUAUCCAAAAAUCGCUGUGCUCGGAGUAACUCCGGUUUUCAACACUUUGAUUGAGCAGAAGAAGGUGCCAUAUCCAGUGUUCUCGUUCUGGUUGGACAGGUAAGGCAUAGUUGAAGUAAAAGACUGAGUUGGGUUGAAAACAGUAGUUUUUUGGAGGAAAUAAAGGCUGAUAGAAUAUUCUGGAACAAUUUUUAAUUUUAGGUUAUAGUUGCAAUUAAUUGUUUGGACACUUUUCAUCGUAUAAAAUGUUGUUUGAGUAUAAAAAGCAAAAAAUUGCUUCCAAAACAAGGCUACGUUGCUACAGUGGACAUUGUUUAGAUGUUUUUAUGACCGAUAAUGAAACCUCUGUACAACGAAUUCCCGUACAACAAAGCCUUUCUAUAGCAUAAAUGCAAUUUCAACAGUCCCAAAAGUCGAUUUUAAGCCAGAAUGAACCACUGUGCAACGAAACCUUUCUAUAAUCAAUUUAUCAUUCUGUUCCUAAUUCGUUGUGGAGAGGUUUUCUUUAGUUGCUUACUUUUAAUUUCAACACCUUCUAUCGUAUUCUACGACACUUUUUUGUUGCUGAAAAAAUUAAAAAAAUGCCACUGUUUAUGUUGUAAUGCAUAUAUGACAAAAAAAGUUCGUAUUUUACCUAAAAACCUAGAUUCAAUAUGCGUUUUAUCGAAGAAGUUUAUCAAUAAUGAAAGAAAAAUAUUUCAGAAACCCUCAAGAUGAAGUUGGCGGCGAAAUCACCUUCGGAGGCACCGAUUCCAGAAGAUACACUGGAGAUAUCAACUACGUUCCCGUGACUCGUCAAGCGUAUUGGCAGUUCAAGAUGGACAAGGUUGUUGAUAGCAACAACGGAGCGAUCGCUUGCGAAAACGGAUGUCAGGUGAGAAAACACGUCCAGUCUAUGAUGACAUACCUUCUAAGAUUCAGUCAUUAUUUCAAACAGCAACUAAAAAUGACUAAUAUUCUUUUUUCAGGCCAUUGCUGACACCGGUACCUCCCUUAUCGCCGGACCCAAAGCCCAAAUCGAGCGGAUCCAAAAGUUCAUCGGAGCCGAGCCACUGGCCAAGGGAGAGUAUAUGGUCCGAUGUGAGCAGGUUCCCAACCUCCCGCCCGUCCAGCUCGUCAUCGGCGGCAAGACCUACACCUUGAAGGGAGAGGAUUACAUCCUGAAAGUCUCGAGCAUGGGAAAGUCCAUUUGCAUCUCCGGCUUCAUGGGAAUUGAGCUCCCACCAUCCGCAGGCGACCUUUGGAUUUUGGGUGACGUCUUCAUUGGCCGUUAUUACACCGUUUUCGAUUUUGGCGAGAACAGAGUCGGCUUCGCUCAGAGCACCACGGUCAGCGGAAAACCGUUGGUUCCGGCGCCUAAAGCAUUUAUCGAGCUCGAUGAGAGCAGCGAAGAAGAUUAUUGA